AUGGAGAAUAGCACAGAGAUGGUAGAGUUCAUCCUCUUGGGAUUAACAGAUGACCCCAAUCUUCAGCUUCCUCUCUUCCUGGUAUUUUUGUUUGUCUACCUCAUCACUCUUGUUGGGAAUGCUGGGAUGAUGGUGAUCAUCUACUCAGACUUUCGCCUCCACACUCCAAUGUAUUUCUUCCUCAGUAACCUUUCCUUUGUAGAUCUGUGUUACUCAUCAGCCAUAGUUCCUAAGAUGGUGGCUGCAUUGCAGCCAGAGAACAGAGUCAUCUCCUACAGUGGAUGUGCUGCUCAGUUCUUCUUCUUUGCGGGUUUUGGCACUGUUGAGUGCUACCUCCUGGCCUCCAUGGCCUAUGACCGUCAUGCAGCAGUAUGUAGGCCUCUUCAUUACACCACCACCAUGACAGCAGGUGUGUGUGCCCUCCUGACAAUUGGCUCCUAUGUCUGUGGUUUCCUCAAUGCUUCCAUCCACACAGCAGACACCUUUAGACUCUCCUUCUGUGAUUCUAAUGAGAUUAAUCAUUUUUUCUGUGACAUGCCUCCACUCUUGGCUCUCUCAUGCUCUGACAUACGCAUCAGCGAGUUGGUUGUCUUAUUUGUUGUGGGCUUCAAUGUCUUUUUCACCCUCGUUGUCAUCCUUAUUUCCUACCUCUUCAUAUACAUGGCAAUUCAAAGGAUGAGCUCUGCCGAAGGAAGGAAGAAAGCCUUCUCCACUUGUGCAUCCCAUCUCACUGCAGUGUUCAUCUUCUAUGGCCCAAUGAUCUUCAUGUACUUACAUCCCAGCUCCAGCCAGUCCAUGGACACAGACAAAAUAGCAUCUGUAUUUUACUCUGUUGUGACUCCUAUGCUGAAUCCUUUGAUCUACAGCCUUAGGAACAAAGAAGUUAAAAAUGCUGCCUGGAAAAUGCUCAAUAAAUUUUACCCCCAAUCUUUAAGUGUGAACAGGAAGUAG
Molecule: messenger RNA, 951 nt
Organism: Equus caballus (horse)
Lineage: Eukaryota; Metazoa; Chordata; Mammalia; Perissodactyla; Equidae
Gene: OR5B21
Product: olfactory receptor family 5 subfamily B member 21
Biological process (GO): G protein-coupled receptor signaling pathway; sensory perception of smell
Cellular component (GO): membrane
Molecular function (GO): odorant binding; G protein-coupled receptor activity; olfactory receptor activity
Source: RefSeq, a predicted model, not a curated record